AUGACAAAGAUUAUCCCAUCUUCUUUACUUCUUCUUUUAGUAGUGAUUAGUAGUUCUUUAAUAGUUUCUUCUUCUGGAAAUUUCUUCCAAGACUUUGCAAUUACAUGGGGAGAUCAUCGUGCUAAGAUAUUCAAUGGAGGUCAGCUUCUAACACUCUCCCUCGAUAGGGUAUCAGGUGCUGGAUUCCGAUCUAACAGUGAGUAUCUGUUUGGAAGUAUUGAUAUGCAACUCAAGCUUGUUGCUGGUAACUCUGCUGGCACUGUCACAGCUUAUUAUUUAUCAUCACAAGGCUUCAACCACGACGAGAUCGAUUUUGAAUUCCUUGGAAAUCUAAGUGGAGAUCCUUAUAUCCUACAUACUAAUGUAUUCACUCAAGGGAAAGGGAACAGGGAACAGCAGUUCUAUCUCUGGUUUGACCCCACCAAGAAUUUCCACACUUAUUCCGUUGUUUGGAAUCCCAGAAACAUCAUCUUCUUAGUGGAUAAAAUUCCAAUAAGAGAAUUCAUGAAUCGAGAAUCAAUAGGGAUACCCUUCCCCAAAAACCAGCCCAUGAGGAUCUACUCAAGCUUAUGGAACGCCGACGACUGGGCAACUAGAGGUGGGCUUAUUAAAACUGAUUGGUCCAAAGCACCAUUCACUGCCUUUUACAAGAACUUCAAUGCCGAUGCCUGUGUUUGGUCUUCAAAGAGCUCUUCCUGCACACCGACCUCUACCUACUCUGUACCCAACAACGCAUGGCAGUCACAACAGCUUGACCCGGUGAACCGGAGGAGACUCAGAUGGGUGCAGAAGAAUUACAUGAUCUACAACUAUUGCUCUGAUUUUAAACGUUUCCCUCAGGGUCCGCCACGUGAAUGCAGGCGCUAGGAGUGUCAAAUGCUCGG
Molecule: messenger RNA, 884 nt
Organism: Telopea speciosissima
Lineage: Eukaryota; Viridiplantae; Streptophyta; Magnoliopsida; Proteales; Proteaceae
Product: xyloglucan endotransglucosylase/hydrolase 2-like
Exons: 3
Coding region: 1-867 (288 amino acids)
Biological process (GO): xyloglucan metabolic process; cell wall biogenesis
Cellular component (GO): cell wall; apoplast
Molecular function (GO): hydrolase activity, hydrolyzing O-glycosyl compounds; xyloglucan:xyloglucosyl transferase activity
Source: RefSeq, a predicted model, not a curated record